GGCUCAAGCAUAAUCAAUGAGCCAAAGGGAAGAACCAUGGCUGCCUGCAAUUGAGUGCGUUGACUGCGGGGUGGGUCAUGGACUUUGUGCCAAACAGUACAAGGUCUCAAUAUGAUGACGUUCCAGGAUUCUCAGAUGAAGAAUGGCCGCAGCAACGCAUGUAUGGAGACUUUUACAGAGAGAAAGAGGACAACACGAGAGGAGUUUCGUUUGCCCCCGAACCAGCGCGGGCAUUGCAAUAUGAUUGCGACUACUACCGUGAACAGGAUGAUGUCCUCAAAGGCUUAACCAUUGCGCAACUUCCCGAAGAGAGCAUGUUUGGCAAUCGGACUCCAUGGUCGUGGGGAAGCUCCACAUGUGCCAGUAGUGAAGAGCAUUUCUUCAAGAACGCUGGAGCGUGUAUCAGUCCUAAGAGCUCGGAGGCUCACGGGAACACUGCCACGCGCCUCUUUGAUCCAGCCGCGGUCGGUGGAAGAGAAUUCACAGAGUCCGAUGUUCCACCGAAGAAGCCAAUGGAUCCUUACUGGCAGUUUGAGGCAGUGUGCCGGCUCUUUGUCAGAUGCUACACCUCCAUGAUCUUGGUUGGGCCAAUACACAUAACCAUAAUUGAGGUGACCACUGCAUACGUGCAGACCGCGACUCCAUGGACUCUCGGGAACCACCUGCUGAAUUUCCUUAUGCAAGACCUAGCUUCUCCGAACAUUAAGGUAGGCAAGCCGGGCAAGUUCGCCAUCAAGGCUGAUGCCUUCGUGGGCUCAGUCAAAUGUACACUGAAGAUUCGUGUCUAUUCUGAAGAGAAUGAGAAGUAUGCCGUGGAAUUUCAGAGACGCAUGGGCUGUUCAGUUGCUUUCAACCGUGCCUUCUCCGAGGCAGUGAAGUUUUUGAGAUCUUUCUUCACAGUGCAAUCCACACAUGAGGCUAUGCCAAACUUCAGCCCACCAGUUUGUGAGAGCCCAACCUCUUCCGAUGCUGAGAUUAUGCCAUUGCUGGACAUGGCCAGCUUGGGGACGUUUCCGUCGCUUCAGGCGGAGUCAGCAGCAGCAUUGGCAGACAUGGCAAAGGAUCCCGCGGCAGCAACAUUGCUUCUCAAAGAAGAUGUCUUCAAGGAAAUUCAAAAUCUGCUUCAGAGCAACAACGCUGAAGUUGCGUUCCCGACAAGUCGAUUGUUGUCAAGCUUGGCAAAAAUUCCACAGGCGUCCAACUACUUUUCUGCGCCUGGACUUCUACCUAUGAUGAUCGACAAGGUGCAAUCUCCUGCGUAUGCACAACUGGUGGAGCUAGCCCAGGCGGUGACGCUGGUCAUCGAGAGGGUUUCCUUGGAUGAAGAGCAGAAAGAAAGGGUUACCAGGCAGCUGCAGUUGGCCAUCAAGGAGAUGGUACCAAGUCACCGUGCACGGCCGCUGUUGGAACAGGCACUGCACACACUUCGACGGCGAUUGGCAUGAGCUCCCAGUCGGGGUGGUUCACCGCCGACAACGUGCCGUUGCUUGCUGUGCAGUGCAGGAGCACGAUGCUGGUAGCUUUCAUUGGGACCUUCGAAUUGGCACCGGGCAGUGGGUAGCUCUGGUUGUAGCAAACAGGCC
Molecule: messenger RNA, 1583 nt
Organism: Durusdinium trenchii
Lineage: Eukaryota; Dinophyceae; Suessiales; Symbiodiniaceae
Source: the annotation of a GenBank genome assembly